GUCUCCUGAACCUCUGAGCUAGGGUUCUGGCUCCGCCCCUCCAGGCUGCGCCCGCUAUCCGGCUCCGGCAUUGCGCAGACCCGUACGUCUUGUGACCCCGCGGCAGCCGGAUGCAAGGUGCAUCUUCUCCUAGGGGCUAAGAUGGAUCUUGUACUCAGUGCUGCAGAUUAUUAUGUUUUUACACCAUACGUCUAUCCAGACACCUGGCCAGAGAACAACUUCUUUCGACAAACUAUUAGUCUCCUGAUUAUAACAAAUCUUGGUGCUUAUAUCCUUUAUUUCUUCUUUGCAACACUGAGCUAUUAUUUUGUCUUUGAUCAUUCAUUAAUGAAACAUCCACAAUUUUUAAAGAAUCAAGUGUAUCGAGAGAUUAUGUAUACUGUGCAGGCUUUACCAUGGAUGAGUAUUCCCACUGUUUCCUUGUUCCUGCUAGAAUUGAGAGGUUACAGCAAAUUAUAUGAUGACAUAGGAGGCUUUCCACAUGGCUGGUUUCACCUCAUUGUUAGUGUCCUGUCCUUCCUCUUUUUCACUGACAUGCUCAUCUACUGGAUUCACAGAGGCCUGCAUCAUAGACUUGUCUAUAAGCGCAUACAUAAACCUCACCAUAUCUGGAAGAUUCCUACUCCAUUUGCAAGUCACGCUUUUCACCCUGUGGAUGGCUUCCUGCAGAGUCUACCUUACCACAUAUACCCUUUUCUCUUUCCAUUACACAAGGCGGUUUACUUAGGUUUAUACGUCUUGGUCAACAUUUGGACAAUUUCCAUUCAUGAUGGUGAUUUUCGUGUCCCCCAAAUCUUAAAGCCCUUUAUUAAUGGCUCAGCUCAUCAUACAGACCACCACAUGUUCUUUGACUAUAACUAUGGACAGUAUUUCACACUGUGGGAUAGAAUUGGAGGCUCAUUCAAAAACCCUUCCUCCUUUGAAGGGAAAGGACCACUUAGUUAUGUGAAGAAGAUGACGGAAGAAAAGUACAGCAGCCAUACAGGAAAUGGUUGCAAAUAUGAAAAAUUAUCCACUGAAGAGUUGUCAAAGACUGAGUAGAUUAUUGCUGAAUUAUUAAGUAUUUUUAAUAAGAAAAAUAAUUUAUACACAGCCAAGAGACAUAGCAGGAAAAUGGUGUCAUUUGAAAAUCAGCAUUGCAGGAACUGCUGAAGAAUGAUCAUAAUGACAGGUGAGGGGUAGAUGCUGUGAACACGAUGAUUUUAACCUCGUUCUUAAAAUACUAGAUGUUGGUCUAAGGGACAACUUGUGUCUUUCCAUCCAGCAUCUCUGUAAUUUGUAUAGCCUCCACAACCAUUUUUUAAGAUAGAAAAUAAAUUAUUGAGGGGACUAGGUUAUGUCCUUUUGCCUUAAUCUACUAUAUUCAUUAAGAAAAAUUCAUUGUGCUUCAUAAUACCAAGACUAAGCACCAUAACAAAGAAAUAAUAGUGUAAAGAUGGUUCCUUGUUUCAGGAAUGGUUAUGUCUUUGGUUUUGCUCUGAUUUCUUCAAGUGGAUACAUCAGUGUGAAGAAAUAUACUAAUAUAACAUAUUAGCGGCUUUGUAAAUGCCGUAAUUAAUAGCAGUGUGAUUAGAUUAUCACUUCCUACACAUAGGAAGCUUAUUCUCUGGGGACAUUGUUAAACAUUACAUUUUACUGAUGAAUAAAUUUAGGAUUUUAAAAGAUUCUAAAAUCUUGACACUAUCAUAAUUUAAUUCUGAUCUGGGGUUAUUUAAAGAUGUUGAUGGUUAUUGUUGAAAACAAUUAUUUAAUAAGUAUAAAAAUAUGUGAAUCUGAAUAUGAAGUAGCCCCCCUCUUAUUUGUGGGAGAUUUGUUCCAAGACCUGCAGUAAGUGCAUAAAACUGCAGAUAUAUACUUCCAAACCAUAUAUAUACAACAUAUAUACACACACAACAUACACACACAGUAUUUUUUUCUGUACAUGCAUAGCUAUGAUAAAGUUUAAUUUAUAAAUUGGGCACAGAUUAACAACAGUGACUAAAUAUUACUGUAGUUAUAAAGGAAAUUUGAUGCUCAAAUAAUAUAUUUGACACUAUUGAUUUUUUAAAUUAAGUUGAUGCACUGCACUUUGUUCUAUGUAUUUUGGGGAAAAUGAAAUGUAUACUUUAUAUGAAAAUCUUACCAUGGAAGCUAUUCAAUAUUUAAGAUGAUAACCAUUACUGAUAAAAAAUGACAUUUUUCAUAUGAUUCACAGGGAAGUAACAAGAUGUUCAAUCAGAAUUUUCUAAUUUCUCACACAACCCUGAAACCAUAUAUGUCAAAGAUCACAAGAUAAAAUCAGUUCAGUUUUGAAAUAUGAAUGGCAUGCAUUGCACUGAAUUAAUUUUACAAAAUAAAAUAUCCAUUGCAACUAUUCAUUUUGGCUGAAUGCACUGCACUUUUCAUUUUUCAAUGUUACAAACUUAUAAUUUUCUAUUAUCAGGAAUGUUUAGGCCUGUCUCUGAAGAUUAGUUUUGAAAUAUUCUCCCUCUUCUCUGCUCACUUUAAUAUGAAACCGCAGCCCUGACCAGUGUGGCUCAGUUGGUUGGACAUCAUCCUAUAAAGCAAAAGGCUGCUGGUUAGAUUCCCAGUCAUGGCACACACCUGAGUUGUGGGUUAAGUCCCUGGUCAGGGUGUUUGUGAGAGGCAACCAAUUAAUGUUUUUCUUUUUCAUGGAUGUUUCUCUCCCUCUUUCUCCCUCCCCCACUCUCUAAAUAAAAAUAUAUAAAAUCUUUAAAUAAAUAAACCACAGAAACGAUGUGGGUUGUCAAAACUGUUUUAGAAUGUCCACAAAUGCUCAGUGUCAAGGGGAGAGAGAAUCACAUUUUUUUCACAUUUUUACUAGUGUUUUAGCACUGAGUUUUAUGAGACUAGUCAUAAAACUUAAUAUUUGGGAUCCAGAUGAAAUUAUUUUUCCCUUUUGGUUGUUGUUACAGUAUUUGUCUUACUUAAAUACACAAGGUAGUAAUUAGUAUUUUUAACUGGUAAAUGCAUCCGAGUACUUUUCAGUCACCAUCCCCAACCCCUAGUACUCCACUUUGCCCAAGAAAAAGGGAAAUUAAGAAGCAAAUUUUGUUUCUUCAUAAUAAUGGAAGCUAAUAUUCAUUGAGCUUUUAUUCUUGAUCAGGCUCUGUGGUAAGUACUUGACGUGAGGAAACUGGGUUCCAGUUAUGUAACUUUCCCAAGGUUAUUUCUCUCUUGUACAUUUCAAUGUGGAUGUUGCUGGUCACCGGGCAGCCUUCCACAGUCAGUCUGAGUCCCAGGCUCCUUCCAUCUUGGGAAACUGCCUUUUCCCAGUCAGUUGAAGGAGCACACAAAAGAAGGAAAAGCAUAUGUGGAAAAUGUUUGGGUCAAGCGUGGUAAUCAUGCAUAUGUUCCUUUGGACAAAACUCAGUUAUGUGGCCCAUCUAACUGAAAGAGAUUCAGAGAAUUUGGAAACAUGUCUAAUUGUAUAGCUGGGAGACUGAGUAACCAGUUUCUUAAACAGUUAGCCAGUCUGUCAUAAUCUUACAAUUUAUUUCCCUUUUUUGAGGGUUCCAAUGAAGGUAUUGAAGAGAUAAAUACACUCAAAAUUAUCUCAAGUUUUCCUUGUCCUAGCUGCCUUUGUGUUAAUUCCAUAACUCCAAUUAUGAAUGUUAAAGCUUCCUCUAGAUUGUUACUACUGUGUAGCUAGUAGAAAAGAAAGGGCAUAAUUUAUGGAGAGAAGGAAGCUUCCUCAAAGGUAAUCAAAGUAGUCUUGGCCCUCCCACCAUUUUUCUUAAACCUGGUCUUAUUGAGUAGUACUAGUUAAACAGUUAGAAUGUGGGAUUGUUCUGUUUUGUUCUUGUGCACUACCAUUGCAGUCUUCUGUUCUCCAUUAAAGGAAUUCAGGGAACAUUCAUUGAACUGAGUAUCUAAUGUCCCUUCCACAGGAAUAUCAAGUGAAAGACAUUUUCCCUUGACUUUGAAACCUUUUAUACUUAUAGGAUAGGAAGGGAAAACCAAGAUUACAUUUUCCACUCUUAGUUAAAAAUUGGAACAUGGAGGUGGUACAGAACCCAGAAACCUUUCCUGAAUCCUUAGCUUCCCCUGUGUCUGUCUCUCUCCCUGUCUCCCUGUGUCAGGAUGUUGUGAUUACCUACUUCUCAUCACCUGGUGUCAUUUCUUCCAGCUUCAGAAAGUUAGCAACAGAUGUGGGAGAGAAUCAUAACCAGUGUUCAACACAUGAGGUUUAUAGGGCAGGCUGAUUAUUUAUGUAGAGAUGAUGUCUGGGAGGAAGAUGAAAAGUAGGGACACAAAUGAGAGCAAUUAUAUUUGGGAUUAACUCAUGGAAGAAAAAUCAGUUGCCAAGGAGAGCAUGACAAACACGAUGUCCAAAGAAACAAACCAACUAGAGGGGAAAAAACUCCCUUUCCUUAUUUUCCUAACUUCAAAUUCAAAACACUUGAUAAGCAGUCUAUGUCAGUAUUGACUGCUGUCCAUCAUCUAGCAUUGUUAUGUAUACCAUUUAUUCUAGACCCCCAAAUUCCUUAAAAGUAGAGAUCAUGUGUGAAUCAUGGUUGUAUUAAGCCAUGUGUCCUUACAGAAUGCCCAAAACAUGGUUGAGGUUCAAUAAACACUUUGCUGAAUGAAUUAAUGAAGUGGUAGAAAUGCCAUUCUCUUCAAUAAAUAUUUAAUGAGCACCUACUAGGUGUCAAACACUGAACUGGGUGCAAAUAUGUAAUUCCAGACUCUUAAACACUGUUUUUAGCCAACAAUUUGUUUCUCAUUUAUUCAUUAGCUGACAUUUGCUGUGUGCCUUGGUAGGGUGGUCACAAAGAGAGCUAAAGGGAAAUCAAAGAUAGUCCCUAGGUCAAUAAUAGACUCUUUCCUUUACUCAAAGUUAUACCUUCCUCUGGAAAUAAAACCCAUCAAGCACUAUGGAUUCAGACCAUAUAUGAAUCCAUAAUAUGGGUACUGAUUAAAGAGGUGGUUGAAUCUGUGUGAAGUUAUUUUUUAAAACAGUGCUCUGGAUACAAAAAUCCUUGUAAUUAUACAAGAAAUUACAAACCUAGCAGGAUAAGCUACAACUUCGGCUGUACUGUAAUUCAUCUAGGGAACUGGAAAAGUGAAGAGCUUUGGAAUUAUAUAGUUUUGAAUCCUGACUGUGCCCUUGGCAGAUUGCAUGACCUUGGUUUCUCCAUCCGUAAGCUGAUGAAAAUACCACCUAAUACAAUUAAACUAGAAACAAAUGUGAAUGGAGGCUCUUGUUCAUGUAACUUGUGCUUCAUGUCUCUUUCUAGGUUUAAUGAUCAUUGUUAUUAUACCUAGGGUAUAAUUCCAGGGAGGAAAAAAAAGCCUAGAUUCUUUCACCUUAAAAUUGGGUAAAAAAUAGGAGACACAACUAUGGAAGUUUAUGCGAAGUUACUUGGAGGAAGAGUACCAGUUGCCAAAGAAUGUGGGCAGCCUCUAGAAGCCGGAAAAGAACCUCCAGUGCAAUCUUAAAUAGAAGUAGCAAGAGUGGACGUCCUUUUAUUGUUCCUGAUCUUAAGAGGUCAUAGUGAGAAGUGCCUCUAGAGAAGCCAAAAAAAAAAAAAAAAAAAAGCAAACACCAGAAACUCACCAAGCUGGCACCUUGAUCUUGGACUUCAGCCUCAGUUGCCAGAAUUCUAAGAAAAUAAAUUAUUCAGCCAAAAAUAAAAAAGUAAAAAUCAUUAGGUUCACUAGAGAUAGGGAAUGCAGAAGAAAAUCAUAUAAGUAAAACUAUAUGAUUUUGCUAACUAUAUAAAAUUGCUAUAUUAAUUUACUGUAAAUUUUGUAAUAGUUUAAGAUACCUAAAUUACUUGCUUCUAAAUAAUUUUAUUGUAAAUAUUGCUAUAAACCAUAAGAUCAGUCUACAAGAUUUUGAGGUAAAGAGGAAGAAACUUCCCUGAAAAGUAAAAAAUUUAUUAAGAAAGGCAAGAUGGAAGUAUUGUGUGUACUAUAUUGUCAGCGAGCCUUCCUGUCAAAGCAGUAUUUUGGCAUGGAAAGAAAAACACUUAUAAUUGUUUUAAUUAAUAUUUCUUUUAUUAAAAUACAUUUAAAGCUUUUGUCACCUCUGAGCUCAAUUUAGAGAUCUUAUUAAGAUAUAAGUAAAAUUUGUAUUAAAAUGAGAAAUUUUUCAUUAAUGAUACAGUUGAUCAUAUACUCCUAACAUUUAACAUCACUUAUAUACUUGAUUAAUCAUAUUUUCUUAAACAUUUGAUAAGAGAUUUAAUGUCUUUGAGUCAUCCCCCACUAAGGCAGACUUGUAUACUUGAUUUUUGCUAGCCUCCUUGACAAUGCAUACUUAAUAUACUUAAACACAAAAUAGAAUAAUGAUAUCAAAAGUUAGUCAUUCAACAUCAAAGUAUUCAUACAACAGCCUUUUAUUUACUUCCCAUGUCAUUUUGUAUUCUUCCCUGUAUUCUAAGAUUAUAAUUUUGUUAACUGUACCCUUUACUCAGAUGAAAACUUGGCCCCCUGACAUGUGCUACCAAACAAGAAAUAGGAACCCAGAAAGUCAGGGUGCACUCCAUUGCCUGCACUUGUAGUGGCUUUUGUCUUCCUCUUCAGUAGGACGUUUUUUCUUUUAACCAGCUUAAUGAGGACAUAAUUUACAUACAAUAAAAUUACCCAUUUUAACUGUCCACAUCAAUGAAUUUUGACAUGUGUAUAUGUAACCACUACCUCAAUCAAGCUACAAAGAUUUCCUUCCCCAGAAAAAGUUUAUCUCCCUUUGUAAUCUCCCCAGCCCUAGGUAACCACUGAUCUACUUUUUGUCACUGGAGAUUAAUUUUGUCUAUUCUAGCAUUUCAUAUGACUUGCAAUAGAUGAUAUGUACUAUUGUGUUUGAUUUUUUAGUUUACCGUAUUUUGAAAUGCAUUUCUGAUGUGUAUAUCUAUAGUUCUUGAUUGCUGAAUAAUAGUCCAUUGUAUAUCACAAUUUGCUUAUCUGAGUAUUUGUUGAUGGAUAUUUAAGUUAUUUCUAGUGUGAGGUUAUGAAUAAAGCUACUACAAAAGUG
This is a messenger RNA of Phyllostomus hastatus (greater spear-nosed bat), 6979 nucleotides long. It is a transcript of the gene SC5D, whose product is annotated as sterol-C5-desaturase. Gene Ontology annotation, molecular function: oxidoreductase activity; iron ion binding. The record is from RefSeq and is a predicted model, not a curated record. Lineage: Eukaryota; Metazoa; Chordata; Mammalia; Chiroptera; Phyllostomidae. Bases 142 to 1041 code for a protein of 299 amino acids. The transcript has 5 exons.